AAACCUCAUUUGGUUCAACAUAAUUUUUCCAGAUUAACUGAUUAGCUUUCUCAAUAAAUAUGAAAAAAAUAUAAAAGACGAAAAACAGUACAAGUGUACGGGUUUGUUUACUUUCAUGGCUGAAACCUGCUUCAAUGUGUCGUAUGCAGCUGCAUAUGCCUAAGAGUCGUGAUCUUGGCUUGAAUUUACAACAUAGACAAACUAUUAAAUGAUAUUAGGACAUCACCGGCGUCCUUUCUGAUGUUGUAUAAUUGAAGAACAGUGGUUGUGGAACACAAUGAGCAAAUCCUCAAACAAGAGCAGUUCUAGGAUUGCCCAGUUGUCAGAGCAACUGGAAAGGCUGCUAGCUGUGGAGAAAACAUCAAGAGACUUGGAACAACUGCGUUAUGUCACACUCAAGAUGUACCAGCUACUGCAAACACAAGAUAAAGCCAAAAAGGAAAUGAUAAAUAAAAUAUGUGAGAAAGCAGCAGUGUUACUGGGCCUUUUAGAGAACUGCAAUGACACUCAACUAAUGUUGAAUAUUCUGGGUUGCUGUUUAGAAAUAUCAGCUGGGGGAAAGAAAUGUGUAGCAACUUUAGCAGGACAUGGGGCAGUCGACAUUCUUCUCAAGAUUCUUAAGAUGGAAAUAUCUGAACCAUCAAUUGUGGAAGAAACUUUAGUCUUGGUUCAUUCAAUUCUUGCUAGGAUUGCACCGAAAGAUCGAAAGUUUGCGCUGAAAUCUCGGUUAACUGGCGCGUUGCAAAUCACAAUGGAUGUAAUCAGACAAAAUGCCAAUAAUUUUAAAGUUCUCCAUCCUGCUCUGUUGGUGAUCAAAAUUUCCGCCGGAAGCAGUGUGAAUUGCAACGUCCUAAACAAGGCAGGAUUUAUCAAUAUAUUAUUUCGCAUACUCUCUAACUGUGGACAUAAACGUGUCACAACUUUGAAGCUCGUUCUUGAUCUAAUUGCUAUUCUUGUAAAGUCAAAAGGUGUUGCAGCCAAAGCGGUAAACUUAAGCGGAGUUGAAAUUCUCCUCCGCAUGUUUUAUGAUUGGCAUAGAACAGAUCAUCAUAACAGACAAACUGCAAUCAGGAAAGCUCUGCUGAACUCAAUGAAAGCACUUGUAUCUACAAGGGCAGGUAAAGCAGCGUUUCUGCAAUCAAAUGGGAUGAAGACACUUUUUGUGUUGACCAAUGAUACCAGUGAACACAAAGAAAUGGACGGUAUAAACAGCGUAAUAGUACAGAUCCUGAGGUUAUGCAUGCCAGAGAACACUCUUCCGUUAACCAGUAACCGAACUAUGAUUACGUUUGAACUGCCGAAGAUUAUUGGGGAGAGUGCCUCAGGCGAUGACAAUGGGUCUGAAGAAGUAGAAAAGGACAGUGAAGAGGAAUCAUCUCCACUGGAGUCCGAAGAUGAAGAUGUUGGAGUGACGGAAAGUCAAGAAGAUUCAGAGUAUAUUUCACAAAGUAGAGCGGGCCCUGCUGCUGCUGGUGAAAAUACAACGAAUAAAACGCGAAGUAAAGCUGAGCUGGUUUCCAUGUAUCAUCAGUUCUUUCAAGAGAUGACUUGCACCAGGGAGAAUAAAGAAGAAUGCAAUUCUGAAGAUACUCUUGGUCGAGACAAUUCUGCGGCAAUUAAAAAACCAAUCGUUAUUCCAACGGCCAAACUGGACUUGACCUCGUCAUCGUCGUUCGACCACUGCAGCAAUCACUUGGCGGACGAUUGUUGUGGCUGCGAAGAAAAUGAAUCUCCCAGACAGGAUCCUUUAUGUGAUGAGGAAGAUUUCUUAGCGGGUGGUUCAGUAUCAUCCCCCAAGGCAGUGUCGUAUACAACUGGAACUCAUGACAAUAAAUCAAGACCCUCAUUACGAGAUGGCAUUUACGAUAUCAGAAUGAAAGUUCGAAGUGUCUCUGAAUUUGUCAAGACACCUUCGCCUGAUGUGUACGGACACUACCCACCGCUACACCCUGAACCUCUUUAUACCAAGAAACCUGGAAUACAAAGGUCGAUGUUGUUGAAAGAUAUCGAGCGUGUUCUUCAAGAUCAGAAAGUGGUUAAUAAAGUGGUGUAUGAUUUAAAUCCUGAGACCGAUAUUGGUCCUGCAACCGCGUCAAACGGCCGGGAAUGUUCUUCAGAUAUGACACGUGGUUCAACAAGCUCUAUUCGUAGUGACAAAGAACAAAAAGUGAAUGGGAAAAGAUCCCUUUCCUUUGAAUCACGAUUUGAAAGUGGAAAUCUACGCAAAGCAAUUCAGGUUUGUGAAAAGGAAUACGAUCUUAUCCUGAAUUCUGAUGUCAACUGCCGCAGUCAUCACCAGUGGUUUUAUUUUGAAGUCGGAAACAUGGAGGAGAAUGUUCCGUACAAGUUCAAUAUUAUCAACUGUGAGAAGGUUAAUAGUCAAUUCAAUUUUGGUAUGCAGCCAGUAUUAUAUUCAUACAAGGACGCUGAAGAUGGUGACCCUGGCUGGAUCAGAACAGGAUCAGACAUUUGUUACUACAAGAAUCAUUAUAAACGACCAUGUUCCAAUCCGAAGACAGAACGGGAAAAAUAUUACUACACGCUCACAUUUACGAUAGAAUUUCCAUAUUCAGAUGACCGCUGCUACCUUGCAUAUCAUUUUCCAUAUUCAUUCUCCUUGCUCGAGAACCAUUUACUGACAUACGAAUAUCGUCUUGAUCCUGAAAAAAUCCUGUAUAAACGGCAGGUUAUUUGCGAUACGUUAACGGGAAAUCCAUGUUAUCUAAUUACAAUAACCUCACCAAACUCUAAUAACGAUAACCGGCCGUAUAUAUUUCUGUGUUCGAGGGUUCAUCCAGGAGAAAGCAAUGCUAGCUGGGUAAUGAAAGGUGUGUUGGACUUCCUGUUAAGUAACAAGAUCACCGCAAGGGUUUUGAGGGAAAUAUUUAUUUUUAAAAUAAUACCUAUGCUAAACCCAGAUGGUGUAAUAAAUGGUUGUCAUCGUUGUUCAAUAUCUGGUGCUGAUCUCAACAGACAAUGGCUGGAUCCCGAUCCUAUUCUCUUUCCAACUAUUUACCACGCGAAGGGGCUGCUGCUUUACUUACAGGCUAUGAACAAGACACCAUUGGUAUUUUGUGAUUUUCAUGGCCAUUCACGCAAGAAAAACGUCUUUAUGUACGGAUGUCAUAGUCCAACCGCCGAUCUACCGGUCACAAUCGUUAACUCCGGCUCUGAAUCAGAUUCCUCUAAUGUCGGUGAAGCCGCAGUGAGGGAAACAAAUCAUAGGACAUUGCCAAGAAUUUUACAUUCCAUCGCACCGGCUUUCUCCUUUCAAAACUGCAGUUUUGUCGUGGAGUCCUCCAAAGAGUCGACUGCAAGAGUUGUGGUCUGGAGAGAGCUGGGGGUAACAAGGAGUUAUACCAUGGAGAGUACUUAUUGUGGAACGGAUCAAGGACCAUACAAGGGUUUUCAUAUUGGCACGAAGGAACUUGAAGAAAUGGGUCGUUGUUUCUGCGCAGGUCUUCUAAAGCUUGGAAACGGUAGUAGUAUAACAGCACUACUUGGUACCAUUCCUAAAUUGAGCAUGGAUGAACGUGAUCCUGAGGACGACAUUUUGCUCCCUGACGGUGACCUCUUUGCUCCUGUUGAUACGUACCCUUAUGAAGGACGUGAUUACGCCACGCAACUCUUAGUUUGAGGAUUUUCAAAUUGAAUAUUAUGCCUGCAUCGAAUAAUACUGACUGAGCCUGGGAAAGAAUUUGAAAAGUCCGAUUCGGCAUAACUUUAUUUCCAACCAAUUUCGCAUCCAAUUGAAGGGCAACAUGCUUCCCACGCAAACGCGGAAUGGAGUUAUUUUUUAGGAUUUUCUCCGUUUCAUUUGGGUAAAAAUAU
Dendronephthya gigantea is the source of this 3831-nucleotide messenger RNA. RefSeq names its product cytosolic carboxypeptidase 1-like. NCBI's taxonomy places the organism in Eukaryota, Metazoa, Cnidaria, Anthozoa, Malacalcyonacea, Nephtheidae. Gene Ontology annotation, biological process: C-terminal protein deglutamylation; protein side chain deglutamylation; proteolysis. The transcript is spliced from 27 exons. Gene Ontology annotation, molecular function: metallocarboxypeptidase activity; zinc ion binding. The record is from RefSeq and is a predicted model, not a curated record. The coding region runs from base 278 to 3637 and encodes 1119 amino acids.